Epinephelus lanceolatus (giant grouper) is the source of this 2095-nucleotide messenger RNA. RefSeq lists its product as uncharacterized. The record is from RefSeq and is a predicted model, not a curated record. NCBI's taxonomy places the organism in Eukaryota, Metazoa, Chordata, Actinopteri, Perciformes, Serranidae. Gene Ontology annotation, cellular component: early endosome.
CGCGUCGAGCAGGGAGAGCACAGAGCAUGAUUCAGUGUCUACAUGAACUGUCUCCGUCUGCAUGUGUCUCACUGCCGCUUUUCUGAGCACGAGGAACUCUACGAGGAGAGCCGAUACAGAGUUAUCGAUUAGUUUAUUGAGUUUGAUUUAAUGACAGUUGGUCGAGUUUAGUGUGAACGUGCGGGAUAGCAGACUUCACCUGACCCGGUGUGUUUGAAAACACCACCAAACUCUGCAGUUCACCUGAGACGCACGAGGACAUCGUUUGCAUGAAACUGUGGCCAGAUAAAAGCAGUGGAUGCAACUACGCUCCGUCUGUGGAAGAAAGGUGGAAAAGUGGGAGAGGCUCUAAAGACGACCAGCUGGCCACCGGCAGAUACACCUCAGCUAAAAUUUCCUCCAAACCCAGCCUGAAGCGCACCAUGUCUCUCAGCACGUUUCACCUCAUGCAGACUCUUAAGAACUCUCCAGCUGCGCUACGUCGCCGCUUUCGCCGCGACCGCACAGAGUCUUUAUCCCACGGUGAUCCUCUCUUCAAGGUCCACUACCUGGGCACGGAGAAAAUCUUCUCUCUGGAUCGAGAGCAGGCUCAGGACGCUAUCAGCCACUUGCUGGAAGGUAUCGCUAACGGGAAGAAGCUGAGCAAAGAUCACGCCCUGGUGGUGCGCCCGAGAUACGUAGAGGUCAAGGAGCUGAGCACAGGUCGGCAGCUCACCAAGACGUACCUUCAGGACAUUGCGUACUGUGCGGCGGACGCAAACCGGCCCAACGUCUUCUUGUACAUCUGCAAACAUCAAGGGCAGCAGCUGCAGUGUCGGGUGUUCUGGUGCAGCCGGGCGGAGCGGGCACGAGACAUGACAGCUUGUCUGGCACAUUCUUUCCAGCGGGCGCUGAGCGACUGGCAGCAGAAUGGCUCGGCCACGCUGCAGCCAGGAGAGGGAAAGGGGAAACGCGCGGAGGAGUCGUCCAACUCUCCCGCUAACAACAAGAGCUCCACGCUGCCUGCCAGUCUGGGAAAAGUUCGCUGGAAGAAGAGGGGCUCUGUGUCUCGCAGCCCCCUGAGAGCCAUCACCAGAAGAGGAUCUGCCUCUGACAGCUGGAACUGAACUCCCGCCACUUUAACCCCUCAAACAUGGGACCACAUUAACCUGAAGACAACCUCAAGGAUGACGGCACUGAUGGGAGGGAGGGUGAUUACAGGACAGACGGGAGGACAAAGGGACUGAAACUGGGAGGUGUGAAAGGUCCAUAUUUGGAUGAAUGAGGACUCUGCUUGUGAGAGGGUGUCGCCUGAAUCAGUGAACGUAUGGACUUGAAGGUUUUUCACGCAGCAGAGUUGACGGUUGCAAGAGUGAUGUCCGAUGUAGCACAACAUGCUGUCGACAGCUGCCUUUGUUCGCCUGUCAGCAGCUCUGUGACUGGCUGCGAGCCGUUUGUGGACCGGGCUGGUUCGUUUCCGUAACUCUUUCAUUUUUGGUCGGCUUGUUUGCUUUGAAGUAGUCUGCUUGAUACUGAAGCCACCGAAGAGUUUGGUCUGCUGGAAGCAGAUAAUUAAACUAGCAACAACAGCAGCUGUCGGCCAAAUGAUCCACAGAUGAUGACUAAAAACUGGAAAGAGGCAAAGAGCUUUAUCUUUUUUGUUUUUAGAAGGCGGAUUUUUAUUUAACUGACAUAUGUGACAGGUCAUGAUGAUUUUAUGUUAUUAUUUUAACCCUGUGGCACUAGGAUGUUUAUCUUUUUAUUUUUGAAUCAGAUGGACUAAACCAUGAAACCUUUUUUAAUCUACGUUGUGAGAGUUUUGGCCGAGAUUACAAACAGAUGUAAAGAUAGAGAGGGAAAAUGCAGGCAUGCUAUAAAAACGUCAAGUACAUUUAAUUACAGUUUUUAAUGUAGGGAAGCAUAAUGCAUUCAUUUGAGAAAAAAAUUGCCCCUUUUUUAUUUCAUAAUUCUGAGAUUUCAUGGAAAAAUAAUGCUCAUUUUUUUCUGACUUAACCAAGUAAUUAUCUUAUUAAUUAAGAAAAAUGAGAAUUACUGAGAUUAAGACACUAUCUCAGAAUUUAAAAAAAAUGAAUGGGAAUAUUUUCAGCUUUUUUUU